AAAUAUAAAAAAAUAAAAAUUAAAAAUUUUAUUAUUCUGUAGUCCAUUGUUUAGGGUCCUGUUGUAGACUCCUAAUUUAGCAUUUGCUGUUUCAAUUCUUGUUGUUGUUUUAUUUGUUUAUAUUUAUUUAUUAGUUUAAAUUUGUAUUAGUUGUUGGUACUGGUAUUGAAAAAUUCUAAUAAAAAGAAUUUAUCUUUUUGUUUUAGAAUGAUCUAUGCCUUUUAAUUUCUUUCAUGUUCUAAAUAAAUUUCAAUUCCCAUUUCAUCAUUUAGAUCUCUUAUUUUUGAGACUCAUCAUUAAUAAUUCCUUUCCCUUUUACCAAAUACAUCUCAAAAUAAUCCUUUCUAUUAUUUUUUUUUCACAACUCCAUAUUUUGAUUACCUUUGUUAUUUUGUUUAUGUCAUUAUACAUUACUCAUAAUUCAUAUCUACUUUUUAUAUAUUGUGUUUCUUUUUAUACAUACACUCUUUUAAUAUCUUUUUUGUCUUUGUUUAAUUUAAUUUUUUUUCUUCUUUGGUUUGUCAUCUGUUGAUAUAAUAAUAAGAACAAACCAUUAAACAUUUCACUUCACUUCCUUUUUUGGGCCAUUUAUUUUAU
This is a messenger RNA of Ascoidea rubescens DSM 1968, 597 nucleotides long. RefSeq lists its product as uncharacterized. NCBI's taxonomy places the organism in Eukaryota, Fungi, Ascomycota, Saccharomycetes, Ascoideales, Ascoideaceae. The transcript has a single exon. The record is from RefSeq and is a predicted model, not a curated record. The coding region runs from base 215 to 532 and encodes 105 amino acids.